AUGAGCAGUAGCCUCAAAUUGACUAGAGUGGAGAGAGAAGAAAAGAGGGGGGCCACACACUACGGGUUCAGCGAAAGGUUUAGUGGGUAUGGAGUCGAACCGCCCCGAAACAGGGCAGUGUUUGACGAGGAUGCAAGCGCCGGAGCCAGGAAGGCACCUCCAGGGAUGGAUGGAGAGGGAGGGGGGUGUGUGCCAUAUGUACGGAGGGCCGCCAAUAAUUCCUGA
This is a messenger RNA of Aspergillus niger, 225 nucleotides long. RefSeq lists its product as hypothetical. The transcript is spliced from 2 exons. Bases 1 to 225 code for a protein of 74 amino acids. The record is from RefSeq and is a predicted model, not a curated record. Lineage: Eukaryota; Fungi; Ascomycota; Eurotiomycetes; Eurotiales; Aspergillaceae.